This is a messenger RNA of Lipotes vexillifer (Yangtze River dolphin), 574 nucleotides long. RefSeq names its product anterior gradient 3, protein disulphide isomerase family member (gene AGR3). Gene Ontology annotation, molecular function: dystroglycan binding. Gene Ontology annotation, cellular component: endoplasmic reticulum. NCBI's taxonomy places the organism in Eukaryota, Metazoa, Chordata, Mammalia, Artiodactyla, Lipotidae. The transcript is spliced from 8 exons. Bases 77 to 574 code for a protein of 165 amino acids. The record is from RefSeq and is a predicted model, not a curated record.
AGAAAUAUCCAGAAUACACUUCCAGCAAGAGCACUGACAAGUUCAGCUGCUUCUGAGGGAUUCUUGAGAAGAUACGAUGUUACACUCAGCUUUGGUCGUCUGUCUCUUACUCAUCACGGUUUCUUCUAACCUUGCCAUCGCAAUCAAAAAGGGAAAAAGACCUCCUCAGACACUCUCAAGAGGAUGGGGAGAUGACAUCACUUGGAUGCAGACCUAUGAGGAAGGUCUCUUUCAUAUUCAAAAAAGUAACAAGCCACUGAUGGUUAUUCAUCACUUGGAGGACUGUCAAUACUGCCAAGCACUAAAAAAAGUGUUUGCCCAAAAUAAAGAAAUACAAGAAAUGGCUCAGAAUAAUUUCAUCAUGCUGAAUCUCAUGCAUGAAACCACUGAUAAGAAUUUAUCACCUGAUGGACAAUAUGUGCCUAGAAUCAUGUUUGUGGAUCCUUCUUUAACAGUCAGAGCUGAUAUAACUGGAAGAUACUCAAACAGAUUAUAUACAUAUGAACCUCAGGACUUACCGCUAUUGAUAGAAAACAUGAAGAAAGCAUUAAAACUUAUUCAAUCCGAGUUAUAA